Molecule: messenger RNA, 3644 nt
Organism: Gossypium arboreum
Lineage: Eukaryota; Viridiplantae; Streptophyta; Magnoliopsida; Malvales; Malvaceae
Product: disease resistance protein RUN1-like
Exons: 5
Coding region: 148-3219 (1023 amino acids)
Biological process (GO): defense response; signal transduction
Molecular function (GO): ADP binding
Source: RefSeq, a predicted model, not a curated record
UUCAAUCUCUUUCCCAUUUAAUAAAAGGAUACCAAAGAUGAUGGAUAUUUUACACUUGUUCUUCUUUCAAUAAUACCACAACCCAAGCAAGACACGCUUCCUAUAUUUUUCUCUUUUUUGCUUCAAGCACACCAUCAAUACUCUUUCAUGGCUGCUUCUUCAUCAUCUUCUAGUCUAAUGAAGUAUCAUGUUUUCUUGAGCUUCAGAGGUGAAGACACGCGCCUUAAUUUCACCAGUCACUUACUUCAAGCUUUGAAAAGCAAGGGACUUGAAGUUUUCUUCGAUGAAGAAAAACUGGAGAAAGGGGAGCAGCUUUCACAAGCACUUUCUCGAGCAAUUGCAGUCUCAAAUAUCUCAAUCAUCGUUUUGUCUGCAGACUACGCCUCUUCGAAAUCAUGCUUGGUUGAACUCUCUGACAUCAUGAUCCGCAAGAGCUCUCAAGGACAUAUUGUUCUUCCCAUCUUUUAUCAUGUUGAUCCUUCCAACGUGCGAAAUAUUGGUGGGAGUUUUGAGACAUCCUUCGAAGAGCAUGAAUCAAAGCAACCAACUGAUAGUGUACAACGAUGGAAAUCUGCUUUUGCAGAGGUCGGUAAAUUAAAAGGGUGGCAUAUAGAAGGAGGCAAAAUUGAUAGACCUGAAACCGAGUACAUUAAAGAUGUUGUUGAAUAUGUUAUAAAAGAAUUGAGGAAUAUGAAGUUUAGAAGUGCUUCUAGAGAAUUGGUUGGAAUAGAAUAUCAGAAAAAUACGAUUUUGAAGCUGAUUAAGCAAAAUGACUGUCGUGUAUUAGGACUUUGGGGAAUGGGUGGUCAAGGCAAAACAACCCUUGCUGAUGCUGUAUAUAAAAAAAUCUCUUCAGAGUUUGAAAGUCAUUGCUUUCUUCAAAAUGUUAGAGAGGAAAUAAGAAAACAGGGGAAGAAAUCUUUACGACAUGAACUUUUUUCGAAAUUAUUGAAAGAUGUUGAUAUAGGCACCCCCUCCAUAGGAUCCACUUUAACUCAAGAGAUGCUCAACAAUAAGAAACUACUUGUUGUACUUGAUGAUGUUGAUGACAUAGACCAAAUAGAUUAUAUGGGUGUCGAAUAUUUUGGUUCUCAAUGUAAAAUCAUUAUAACAUCUAGAGAUAGACAAGUGCUUGAGAGUGGAGGAGCUGACACAAUACAUGAGGUGAAAGGGUUAAAUGAGAAUAAUUCUCUUCAACUCUUUUCUACCUUUGCGUUUAAGCAGUUGAAUCCCGCAAUUGGUUUUCAAGAUCUAUCCCGUAGGUUUGUAAAGUACACCCAAGGCAAUCCACUUGCUCUUAAAGUUCUGGGUUCUGAUUUAAAUAAAAGAAGUAUAAAUUAUUGGGAAAGUAAGGUGGAGAAGCUAAAGGACUGUCCCCCGGAAAAAAAAAUUUCGGAGGCUUUGAAAAGUAGUUAUGAUGGGCUAGAUAUGGUAGAGCAGAAUAUAUUUCUUGACAUUGCAUGCUUCUUUAAAGGGGAACCCAUAAAACGAACAAAACACAUUCUAAGCGGUUGUUAUAAGGGUGUAGAGUGUGGAAUAAACAAAUUGGUUGACAAGUGCUUGAUUAAUCUCUCAUCUUCUGUUGAUUAUUCUGGUUAUGUUACAAUGCGCCGUAAGAGAUAUCCAGAAAUAAUUUCUAUGCAUGAUAUGCUUGAAGGGAUGGGAAAGGACAUUGUUCGCAAAGAAUCUAAAACCCUUGGUAAGUGCAGUAGACUAUGGAAUCAUAGACACGUGGAACAAGUUUUCAAGUAUAAUAAAGGGACUGAUCGAAUUCAAGGAAUAAAGUUAGACAUGUCACAUAUGGAUAAUCUACUGUUCCAACCUUUUGUUUUUGAAAACAUGAUUAAUCUUAGAUAUAUCUUCUUCUAUUUUCCUUCAAGUUUGUUGCAUAUGGAGCGUGGCUAUUAUAAGAAGCUACUUACAUACCAAGUUGAUAUUGUAUCUCUUCCUGAUGAGCUAAGGUAUCUUCGAUGGGAUUAUUACCCCUUCAAAUCUUUACCAUCAAGUUUUAAUCCAAAGAACCUUGUUGUGUUGAAAUUAGCAUAUGGAAACAUGGAACAACUUUGGAACGAAAGUCAUCAGGAUCUUGUUCAUUUACGGAAAAUGAAUCUUUUUAGUUGCAAAAAUUUAAAGAAGAUCCCUAAUUUAUUAGGAGCCGUCAACCUUGAACGACUUGACUGUGAAAAUUGCGAAAGUUUGGUUGAGCUUCCUUCCCUCCACCAUUUGACAUCACUUCAAGCCCUUCACCUUAAGGGAUGUCGUAGUCUCAAGAAGUUUCCCGAGAUCCCAAACAACUUUUCUUGGUUAGAUUUAUCAAAAACCGGAAUAGAAGAAGUUCCUGAUUUAAUUGGGCAUCUCCUCAGACUUGAAUGGUUGAGGUUGAGAAACUCAAGGGUAGAGGAUGUAUCAAGUAUUUCAAAGUUGGAAUCCAUUUAUUUUCUAGAUCUUAGUGGUUGUCCAAUCCUCAAAUUACUCUCAGAGCUUCCACCAUAUCUGCAAGGCUUGAGUGUACAUGACUGCACAUCAUUAGUAAAAGUAUCCUUUGCAGAUCAAAAUUUAUAUAAGUUUGAUUCUUUAGAUGAUGAUGAUGUGAUUUGCAUGCUAUUCUGUAAUUGCUUCAACUUGAAUCAAGAGUCAACUAAUAACAUUGAGGCAAAUGCCAUGCUCAAAAUUGGAUCCCUAGCUAAGAAAUGGGCAGCGAGAUAUGAUUGGGAAUACCAGCGUGAAGACUUUCCAGGAUUGAUUUGUUGUUUCCCAGGGAACAAAAUUUCAGCAGACAAGUUCAAGUGUCAGAGCAUGAAUUCUUCCUUAAGUUUGAAGAUAGCUCCAAAUAGGGGUAGUGGGAGCAGAGUUUUGGUUUUUGCUAUCUGCCUUUUGGCUGAUCUCACUCACUGGCAUCGCUUUAAAUAUCUUCAUUGUUAUUGUGAGUACCAACUUACAGCCUCCGAUGGUGGUAAAGAAAAGUUCAAAAGUAUUAUACCUUUCUUGGAUGAUUCUGCGUCAAAGAAGUGCAUGGGUGAUCACGUUUUUAUUCUAUCUAGCAAGAAAAUGGUUAAAAGAGACAAGAAUUAUGAGGAGGCAUCAUUUGAAUUUGCCAUCAUAGAUUUUGAUUACGAAAAAUUAGAAAGUAUCGAGGUGGAGAGAUGUGGUGUUCAUAUAUUUUACGUGGAUGCAGAGAGUGAUACUGAUACUACAGAAAUGGAUCAAAAGAAGCUUUAGCCAUGAUGGUGAAGAAGGGGAUAGAGGCCCUAAACGAUUGAAAUAGUUUUUAUUUCUUUUCAUCUUUGGCUUUGGUUUUCAGGAGUUUCAACUUCUGAAUCAUGUCAUCCAAAUGCAUAGGUAUAGAAUAUAUUGUCCAAGAAGGAAAUUCUCCAUAUUAAUUGAUUUGGAGGAAAAUUGAACGGCAACCGGAGAUUUCAAUACGGUAGCAAAAUGAUUCUGCUUUGGAGUUGAUAAAAUAUCCAUAGGGACCCACCAAAAUUUAGAUAUUAAAAUUCAUGCUUAAUUCUUAUUGACAGUUGACUUGCUAUUGGUUGAUUUUUUUUAAUUCAUAGAACCAAUGGUGGACUCGAUCCAGCUUCAUUGUUUAGUUUCCAACAUCGGUGUCUGCAUUUUCCGUCAAUGAUAUCUUGAUUCAUUAGAAA